CACGGCCCUCCCCUCUCCGCAGCAAAAGAGGACAUGGAAGACGCCGAUGCGGGCGACGCGAUGGACGACGACACUCCCGCGCCAUCCGAGCUUCUCGCAGACGAGCUCAUCGCUGCCUGCAUCGGCCAUCUGACGCUGCACAGCCUUCCGUGCGUCGCACGCGUGAACCGACGCUGGCGCGCCGCUGCGUUGGUCGCCUUUGAUUCCCAGCUCCGUUGGCGCGCCGACCCGCGCUGUUUCCCGCUGCGACUCCCCAUCCCGGCCGCACCUGCUCGGGCCGAGAGCCACGUCGCUCGCGCCGGCGCCUGCAUCGCCUUUCUUCGCGACGGAGACCUCGUCGUGCAGCUGGUCGAUCCGGCAGCGGACGCAGUGCGCACGCUGCGCUUCGCCGAGCGGCGCCCUGUCGACGGCGAAGGCCCGCCCGAGCCGGUCGAGGCUUGCAGGUGCGAGCUGGGGGAAGACGGCCCGUUCAACGCCGGGGUGGGGGGGAUGGUCGGGUACCGGCGCGGGGCGGAGGAGGAGGGGAUGGCCUUCCUCCCGACGACGAGCCGGCACGGCGCCGCUGCUGCCUCCACAAAGCGGGUCGCCGUCGGGAGCUGGCAGAAUGUGCUGCACUGCGGCCGCUGCGUCUUCCUGCUGCGGGCGCACCGGAGCUGGUGGGAGGACGAGGCGAUCACGGCCGACGUCCUCGACUUGCGAGAGCGCGGAGCUCGGGCCAUCUCGGGCCAUCUCGGGUGAUCUCGACACCAUCUCGGGCUGUAGGUUCUCG
Emiliania huxleyi CCMP1516 is the source of this 769-nucleotide messenger RNA. RefSeq lists its product as hypothetical. Bases 34 to 738 code for a protein of 234 amino acids. Gene Ontology annotation, molecular function: protein binding. Lineage: Eukaryota; Haptophyta; Isochrysidales; Noelaerhabdaceae. The transcript is spliced from 3 exons. The record is from RefSeq and is a predicted model, not a curated record.